Molecule: messenger RNA, 4498 nt
Organism: Cercocebus atys (sooty mangabey)
Lineage: Eukaryota; Metazoa; Chordata; Mammalia; Primates; Cercopithecidae
Gene: NUP62CL
Product: nucleoporin 62kDa C-terminal like
Exons: 9
Coding region: 248-967 (239 amino acids)
Biological process (GO): protein import into nucleus; RNA export from nucleus
Cellular component (GO): nuclear pore central transport channel; nuclear pore
Molecular function (GO): phospholipid binding; structural constituent of nuclear pore
Source: RefSeq, a predicted model, not a curated record
GCCCUUUCUAGUUAACCAGGUCGACCCCUUUUAAGCCUCAGUCUGGGUUAGCUUCGCUUCAGCGGGAACCUGCCCACAGCGGAGGCCGGUUCUUUCCGGCUCGAGCAGGUCCGGACCCUCCCCUCUGGCGGCUACGCAGUCUCGGAGGCUUGCUCGUAUAGUUCAGGGCCAGACAGCGAGCGGCGGCGGCUGCCACCAAGGUUUGGCUCCAGCAGCUGCUGUUGCCACCACCACUAGUUCAAGCACCAUGCAGUUUACCUCAAUAUCAAAUGCUUUGACCUCCACUGCUGCUAUUGGGCUCUCAUUUACAACUUCAACGACUACCACCACCACUUUCACCACCAACACUACUACCACAAUCACCAGUGGCUUUACUGUGAACCAAAACCAACUGUCAUCAAGAGGGUUUGAAAACCUUGUACCUUAUACUUCAACUGUUAGUGUAGUAGCAACUCCUUUGAUGACAUAUGGUCACCUGGAGGGUCUUAUAAAUGAGUGGAACCUUGAGCUGGAAGAUCAAGAGAAGUACUUUCUUCUCCAGGCCACUCAGGUCAAUGCUUGGGACCGUACAUUGAUUGAGAAUGGUGAGAUGAUUAGUAUUUUACAUGGAGAAGUGAACAAAGUGAAACUGGAUCAGAAAAGGUUGGAACAAGAAUUGGAUUUUAUCCUGUCAGAGCAGCAGGAACUAGAAUUUCUGUUGACUUAUUUAGAGGAGGCUACGAGCAACCAGAGUGGACUUCAUUAUCUGCAGGAUGCAGAUGAGGAGCGUGUGAAGACUUACAGAUUAGCAGAGCGUAUAGAUGCUCAGCUGAAACAAAUGGCCCAAGAUCUCAAGGAUGGUGUUAAUCACCUGAAUACAUUUGAAAGUUCUGCUGACACUACUGAUCCGCUCUACCAGAUCUGCAGAAUUCUGAAUGCCCAUAUGGAGUCUCUGCAGUGGAUUGAUCGGAAUUCAGAAAUUGCCUAGAAGCAAUGACAGACAUACCCCAGUGGCAAUGAGCACACCUAGAAGCUAGAUCUUGGUUUCUAAAUGCCAUUCUCACUGAAAGGAACCAAGUCUUCUUGGGGAACUGUCUAAUCUCAUGCCUCAGGCUGGGAAAGUACAGAGUGAGCUUGGGACUUCUUGUGCAAGAAAGCAAUCAUUGUUAAGUGACUAAUAAGGUUAUAUCAGGCCACAAGAUUGUGCUUGAAGGGACUCCCACUGGCCACAUUAAGAUGGUUUGAACAUCAAAAAGAAUAGUAAUAGUAACAGAUUAUAAUAGAUUGAGGGAAAAUAAAAUCUCAUGAAUCUAUAAUGAUACUCCAAAAAACAAAGGAAGUACAGGAGAAAGUCUACAGAAGCAUGCCAGCUAAUUAUUAAAAGGAAUGAUAAAAUUAGAAAACUACCAUUAAUAAAACUUUAAACAGAACACUUUCAUUAAGCUCACCCUCAUCUUGACACCCUGCCUCAUUCGUAAAAUGUUCAAACUGUCAUUUCUUGGCAGAAAAAUAUGAUAGCAGAAAAUGGACCAAAUACAGUCUGUAAGUUGCUGAGUUAAUUUUUUCAAAACAGCUUUAUUGAGGCAUAAUUUACAUACCAUAAAGUUCACCCAUUUUAAUUGUACAAUUCAAUGAGGAAAAGAGCCAUUUUGCAACCCCAGCACGAUAGUUGAUUCAGGCAAGGAUCAUCAAUGAAUGCUAAAACCAUUGAGUUUAAGAUUGUUGGAGAACAGGAUAUUUAUGUGGUCUCAAAAAUAUCACUCUGUAGAUUACUGAAAAAUUACGAAGGACAAAAUGUGCCUUUACAACAGCUACCUAACAUGUACCACUUUAAUGAAGUGAUCAAACUUAGCCUCUCCAAUAGUAGGAUAACUUGACUUUAUGUGCCCCUUGAUCUGACAUGAUAAGAAGUAUACAAUAUCAUUUAUGUAGUAGUCUUAUCAAAAAUGUUUAAGUUGAAUCUAAUCAUAAGAAAAUAAUCAGAUAUUCCACGUGUGAGACAUUCUGAAAGAUGAUGUAAUAUUCUUACCCAAAAUGUUUAACUUGAAUCUAAUCUCUAGAAAAUAAUCAGACAAAUUCUAUGUGUGAGACAUUCUGAAAGAUAAUUGGCUUAGAUUCUUCAAAAAGUUUGUUAUGAGAAAAAAAAUUUGAAACAAAUAAAAAUAAGUGGAUAGUCUUAGAUUAAAAGAAGCAUAACAUUCAAGUCUGCCUUGUUAACCUUGAUUAGGUACUGAUCAAAACUAAAAAGAUAUUGUUUAGAAUAUUGGGGGAUUGAAUAUGGACUGUAUAUUAAAUGAUAUUAAGGAAUUGUUUAUUUUACUAGAUGUGAUAGUUAUUAUGAUUAUGUAGGAAAAUAUCCUUAUUCUUAGAAGAUUCAGGCUAUGUUAUUUAGAGAAUUCUCAUGUCUGUAGUUUACUUUCAGCAAAAAUUUGCCAAGAGAAAGAUUUAGCAAUUUGUGGCAAAAUAUUAACAGUGGGUUAAUCUAGGUAAAAGGCAUUCAUGUGUGUGUUUUUUACUAUUCUCUCAACUUUCCUAUGGACUUAAAAAUUGGGGGGCAGAAAUCAUUUUUAUACACUUUGCUUAAAUAUGGAAUAUAAUGAAGCCUAAGGAAUUAAGACAAAUAGGAGCUGAUUAACCAGAGUUACUACUUUUAAAGACGUGGCCUUAAAAUAAUACAAAUUUUAUUAUUUGGCAUUCUAGAUUUUUCAUUUUCUGCAUUAAUAGAGGUCAUCAACCAUGAACUUCUUCAGCUUCUUUACCUUUCAGACAUACCUAUAUCAUCAUUCAUCUUUACUUCCUUCUCUCCUGUGUUAAGGAAAAAAUAUUCUAUCCAUUUUGAAACUGUUUUGAAUUAUCAGAGGGAGGUUAAAUUCUAUAUCACUUUAAUAUUUUUAAAAACUACCUGAUGGGGAGAGGUUUCUAAGUCAGAUAGAUAUGGGUUCAAGUCAAGGCAUUACCACUUAAUUAUUGUGUGACCUUAAUUGUUACUUAAUCUCUCUGAGUCUGUAUCUUCAUUUUUAAAAUGAGGGAUAAUAUGUACCAGUUAGGGGUUCUGUAAGGAUUAAAAGAAGCAAUGUCAGUAAAUGGUAGUGGCAGAACUGGUUACUGAUUCAGAAUUUACUAUGUUUAUGAGGUCAGGUAAGAGAAAAGAAGGGUCAUGUGAUUCAAAAGGUAGCUAUUAAAUUGAAUCUAGAGAAGGCAGUUCCAGGUAGAUUAUCACCAAAAACCAGUUACCUAGACUUACCUAGGCAAGUUAUAAGAACUGCUGAGAUGUGAGAGUGUCAGUAACUAGAAAACACUGAGGAAUGAGAUUAAACAAUGCUUGGCUUAGUUGUCUUCCUGUCGCAUGUUUUUCUACAGUGAUCAGUGCUUCUUGGGUAGAGUUGAGGAAGGUGUUCAAAAGUAAUUUGGGCUGUAGAGAAAAAUUAUAGUGAUUUUUUUCUCUUGGCAGGGAUUCUCUUUAUCAAAAAUGAAAUCUCAAGGCUUUCAGCCAGUGUUUCCUUAAUAAAAUUAAGACUGUUAGCAUUGAAAGGGACUUACUUUACUUAAAUGGAGAAACUGUGGCUCAGAGAGGUUGAAUGACUUCUUUAAGAACACACAGCUAAUUAAUGGUAGAGCUAGGACCAGGAUCCAGACUUCCUUAUUAUCAGAAUGGUGUUCUUUCUUCUGGUAUGCUCUUAAAACAACUGUAAGGUAGGACCACUGAAUAUAAAAACAAAUCUUAGUCAUGUACCUAAUAGUAGAGGACAAAGGUUAUCAAAGUAUGAUAGUACUUUGGAUAGGAUAUAAGUUCUAGGUAUCUGGGGAAAGUUCUAAGUCAACACAGGAUAAAAAGAGAAAAACAAUGAAGAGUAAUGAUUACUUGGAGUUACUUUUUUGCUAAAAAUUCAUUUGAGCUGGGGAGGCGAUGAGAUUUCAUAUUGGUUCUCAACUGAGACAAAGGAGGCCAUGAUAAAGAAUGAGAAAAGAAGCCUGGUAUUUCUUGACUCUGUGGGCUCCUUUUUGCCAUUCCCACCCAAGAAGCCUUUCUUUUUCAUAUCAGGAAAUGACAAGAUGAAGAAAUUGAGAGUGGCAGGGUUUAACUAUGCUGUCUUAACAGAGGUUGUUUUUUGUUAUUUUAUUUUGUUUUUUAGUACUUAAUUGAAUCAUUUAUGCUAAAAUGAUCUGUGGACUGAAAAGUUUUAAGAGUAAGCUCAAUGAAUCCAUUUAUUCCUACUCAAAUAAUAGUUAUAGAAAAAAUAAUAGAUGUGUUAUUUUAACAAUACAAAUAUUAUAGUUUUUUACUAAAGAGAAAUCUUCAACUUGUAUAUAGUCAAAUCUUUAUUUUAAAAGGAUUCUGGGAAAUGUUUUGAUAAUUUAAUAUCUUUAAUUUUAAUACACAUUUUUUCCAUCAUAAAACAUGACAACUGUUGCACUAAGAGGAUCACAUAUUUAACUAAAAAGUUGGCUCUUUAAAAGUGGUUUGGAGGCUGGGCACUGUCUCUCAUGUCUGCAAUCCCAGCACUUCAGCGAUCCCAGG